GCGGAUGCUUUUGCACAAAUCUUAGAGAGAAUAUUAACUAUUGAGGAGAAGCUCAACACAAAAAUUGAUGACGUGGCGCUGCAGGUAUGCAACUUAAAGGAGGCUGAUGACCUUCAUGAAAAGAUAUCACAUGACUAUAUUACUAAUAUAAAACAUGAGAAUAAAUAUCUCAAGAAAGAAAAUACUGCCCUUAAAGGAAAAAUUGAGUAUACCACUAUGGUAAUGUCAGAUCUCAAUACUAAACUUAAAUUGUUAGAUGAGGAAAAGCAAAGUCUAGUAACUGCACUUAAAAUCUUACAAGGAAAAGAAAUUGUGAUGAACGACUGGUGUAACAAUGAAAUUGGUGCCUUCAUCAAUGCUGAUGAUAAAUUAAAACAAAACUCUGGCAUGGCAAAACCAAAAGGUUCAAAACGACAGUUUGGAAACAUACUUGAAUGCAAGAAUGCGUUUGAAAUACUUACAGUAGAGGAUGAUAGCGAACAUACUGAUAAUGACAAACAAGAAACUGUCGGGGAAGGUUUGAGUACCGGUACUCAAGUAGCUGAGGAGGAUGUCUUUGUUGAAUGUAAUGUAAUGUGA
Molecule: messenger RNA, 579 nt
Organism: Paramuricea clavata
Lineage: Eukaryota; Metazoa; Cnidaria; Anthozoa; Malacalcyonacea; Plexauridae
Source: the annotation of a GenBank genome assembly